AGUAAACACUUUUAGGGCUUCUUGAUGAGAGGAGACAAUGGACAGUGGGUACCCGUCUGUUUACAAAUUCCUGGCAUGGUGGGGGAAGAAUAUGGCUAGAGAAGUUGAUGAAGGUGCUCCUCCAAAGAGAUCAGUUUUGGGCAAAAGGAAAAGUGUUGCUUACUCGCCUAAAAGUAGAGCACAAAGGACUUCUAUUUUGCCGGCCAACAAAAAAAGCAAAACCAAAGCACCCACACCUUCCAAGGUAAGAAUUACUAAGGAAAAAGAGACAAGUAAUGUCAGUGAUAGUGAUGAGAGCUCUUGGGGUGAUUUGGAUCUCAAGGUGAUUGAGCGAAUCAAAAAAUUAAGACCCAUUUGUGGUGGUAAGCACUUGGGUAAGAUGUACUACGAUUUGAGCACUUCAUUCCAAUUGGUAGCUUCCAACAAAGGCCUUGGUCCUAUUCCCAUCCCUAGCGAUGGCAAGGUUUUGUCCAAGUCUGAAGAGGCUAAAAGAGUGGAAGCCUUAGCAGUGAACAUGGAGGAAGCUUUAGUGAACCCUCAAGUCCGCCGAAGAAUUCUGACCAACAAAAUAAGUGUCAUAUGGCACCCCAAGCAUGGUGAAGAAGCCCGAAAUAGCAAGGACUCAUCCACAAGCAACGAUAUUGUAGAGGGGCAAGGAUGUAGGUUUCCAAGCAACAUAGACAUAAACAAAGUUGCCCCUAAAGAAUUUGAGUCAGAUAAAGUUGCUAGCCCUAGCAAGGCAGAGCAUGAUGAUCAGCCAUCUUCAGCUCUAGCUAAGUCAAGUGAGGCCAAUGACUUCGCUGUGAGGCUAUUCGAGACUUUGGAAAGGAUGAAUACGAUAGAGAUGUCACAUCUAUCAAAUCUAGCAAAGGCGUACUUUGGGAAGGCUGAAUUUGGCAUUACUGAAGGUGACAAGGCUAGGAGCUUGGAUGAGUGGAUUAAGGAGCAGGCGAAGAAUAUCGAAGAGAUGGAGAAAUCCCUAACCCAGAUGAAGGAGCUUGCCCUUACGCUGCAAGAUGUAUUAGUGUCAGCCAAGGCAUACCUGGGAUCACUUAACUAAGAAAAUGAACGUUUGAGUUCCAAUGGUGUAACCGAGUUUCGCUAGGCUUGUGUGGAAGCUACAAAGGCUUUUGGAGACUAGCCUAACCCUUUCUUGCCAUGAAUGUCCAUGCCUCCUGACCUUCUUUUCAUCUUUUUAUGUUACUUUCCUUGUGGUGUGUUGUUUAUUGGCGUUAUCACCAUGAUAUAACCCUCAUGUUAUAUUUGUUUCGAGUUAAACAUCUUUAUUUCCAAUGAAGUUUGAACCUUGUU
This is a messenger RNA of Rubroshorea leprosula, 1311 nucleotides long. NCBI's taxonomy places the organism in Eukaryota, Viridiplantae, Streptophyta, Magnoliopsida, Malvales, Dipterocarpaceae. The record is from the annotation of a GenBank genome assembly.